AUGUAUGAUGAUAUUGCUUUUGCCAAAGAGAAUCCAACCCCUGGAAUUAUAAUCAAUAAACCAAAUGGCACUGAUGUUUAUCAUGGAGUCCCCAAGGAUUAUACUGGUGAAAACGUUAAUGCCAACAAUUUUCUGGCUGUUAUUCUUGGAAACAAAACUGCUCUCACUGGGGGCAGUGGCAAGGUUUUAAAUAGUGGCCCAAAUGACCAUAUUUUUAUAUAUUAUGCUGACCGUGGUGCCCCUGGCCUUCUUGAAUUGCCUUCUGAUGGUAUUCUUUACGCAAAAGACCUGACUGAUGUAUUGCAGAAGAAAUAUGAAGCCAAAGCAUAA
Molecule: messenger RNA, 330 nt
Organism: Mangifera indica (mango)
Lineage: Eukaryota; Viridiplantae; Streptophyta; Magnoliopsida; Sapindales; Anacardiaceae
Product: vacuolar-processing enzyme alpha-isozyme-like
Exons: 3
Coding region: 1-330 (109 amino acids)
Biological process (GO): vacuolar protein processing
Molecular function (GO): cysteine-type endopeptidase activity
Source: RefSeq, a predicted model, not a curated record